Messenger RNA from Coregonus sp. 'balchen', 10813 nucleotides. Lineage: Eukaryota; Metazoa; Chordata; Actinopteri; Salmoniformes; Salmonidae. The record is from the annotation of a GenBank genome assembly.
UAUACUAAAUGUCAAACCCCCAACCCAGAACUGAUCAUUGCUUACCUUCUUUUCAGGGGAGCAUUUUCAGUGGUGCGCAGAUGUGUGAAGAAGUCAUCAGGUCAGGAGUUCGCCGCCAAAAUUAUCAACACCAAGAAACUCUCAGCCAGAGGUAAAACACACACACACAAAAACAGAGCGCGAGAGAGACAGCGGUCAGUGGUAGAUUUCUUUGGUGGGGCGGUGUUCAUCCCUGUGAGCUGUCAGUGAUCUGCUAUAUAAAUCGGUGUUUGUCAGAGGUGCAGCUGAUGGGAUGUCUUGAGAGUUGACUAUGAGGAGCCAAUGUGUCAUGUUUGUGUGUAAUCUCUUGUGACAAAUGUUAUCAUACAUUUGAACAUUGGUAAAAUAUUCUGGUGAAGAAUUAUGAUUUGAUGCAUACUCAAGAUUUGGUUCUGGGUUCUGAGAUUGUGUGUGUCGAGGGGGUGGUAGGUUAUGUGGUAAUUAUGUUUACCAAGGAGGCCGAGCUCCACUGUGGGAUGUUGUAGGCAUUCAGGGCCACGACUCUUCUCAACACACAGACCUUUCUCUCACACGCACAUACACACACACACUGUGUGUGUGUCUGGGGACUGUGUGCUGCCUCUCAGCUCAGAGCUGCCCUCCUCUGCAGUCAACACGCAUUCUCUCGCUCGCCUGCUCUUUUUUCCUGUUCCUUCACUUUGAGCAGUCUUGGCUCUUUGCUUUAUACCCGUUUCCUCGAUACCCCUCCUGCUCUCUCUCUCACUUCCUCCCACCCGUCAGUAGCUAGGAGAUUGGUCAGUAUCGAGGCUAAUCCAGUUAGACUAAAUAUAUCUCAUCAGGGGCUAAGACCCCAUGGAUCACACACACUUGCACCUCUCUGUUAGCCCCUUUGUUCCCUGCGUGUGUGCCUGUGUGUUAUGUUAAUAGUAUCACAUUAGGGAAGGUAUUUGGUAUUCUGAAAAAAUCUAAUUUCAGCAAUAACUAUAGGCUUUUCAUGGUAGCAGUCAAAUGCUAAGCUUUGGACAGUAUAGCAUUAAAAUGUGUGUGUGUGGGCCAGGAUGGGAGGGACUCAGACAGUCUUGCAUUGAUCUCUGUGUCUAGAGACAGAGAGGAAAGGGGGAGAGAGAGACUGGGAAAGGGAGGAGGAAUAGAGUGAGAGGGAGAAGAUUUGGAGAUAGGAGCAAUAGAGGAAUUGGGUUGUUUAGCAACAGAACCGAUGCGUGCGCAACCCUUGGGGCAAAACAGACGGAGUAGGCUUAGAAUCAAAGGAUUGUUGACAACGUCAACUAUAUUUCCUUUGAAUUAAUAUUGAAAACAUGAAUACAUUUGCACAAUGAGCACUUGUCUCUCAAAUACAUCAUUACAGUUCUUGGUUAGCUAGCUAGUGAAUUUUAGACAUGUUAGCAUAGACGUGGCAUGAGUCAAAACAAGACAUGGUAUCAAUAAGAAGAUACAACGAGCUACCUAAGAUUCACCACGUCAGCUUCUUGUCAUUGUUGCUAGCUGUCUGACCGUCCAGAAUCAUAACACACGGCCUAGUGCCUCUGCAUUGCGCACAUAUUGUUUUUGUGACGUUGUCAGGCAAUCCGUCUAUACAUAGUGUGUACACACCGGUGCAUGUGGUAGCAGUUUGUCUAGUAGGAUUUAAGGAUUUAAGUGUUGUUUUUAGCACCAUUGGGCCUGUUUGACCUAGCGCACUGCCCCAUGGGUAAUAAGUCUCUGAAAGCUCCGCUAAACACCGUCAUAAUCUGAGGCGGGCUAGUGGUGUGUGUGUCGUACCUCUCCUUCUCUCCCUGAUGUAACAUGGCUAUAGGCCCGCCCCCCGGUGGAGCAGAUGGCCAAUUUGAGAACAGCAGGAAGUGCCAGUAAUGAGUUACCCUGCAGCACUCUCUGCCCCAUCUACUACCACUACACACACAUACCACACACACACAUGCAUUGUACACGCGUGCACGCCCAUACACACAGGCAUGCACACGUCAACAAAUAAUCGAAUGAAUCAGCAAAAGCUGUAGUAAACCAUGCCAUGCUGAACACACACCACACAUGCAAUGGGAAGUUGUGAUCCUUUUUCUAGGGCUGGGCGGUAAACUGUAAAAAAACGAUAUACCGGUAUUCAUUCACAGACCAGUUUAGAUUUUUACUUUACCUUCUAUAAUAGUUUUUUUUAUGUUUCAUAUAUUACAUUAAAUGAUUCACUAAUGACUCGAAAAGAGGAUUGAAAAGAUUGUCGCCAGUAAAAAACUGCUGAGAACUGCUAGCUAACACACAAGUUAACAACUUCUGGAGGGCAAGCUUGCCAAAUGGACCCCAGGAAAUCGGGCAACUACCCCUAGUAGAAAGUAAGAACUGCAAUUGAAGCCGAAAAUGCAGUUUUUUUUUUUACGAAGUAGAGUCAUAUUAAGAAAAGAAACCUGACAGUGUGUAAAUGUUAACACAUUAGUGCAGCAAAUUAAGACAUUUAUUGAAAUGCUUGAAGUGAAUGCUGGAAUUGAACAAAUAGCUAUGCAAAUGUAAACCAUUGGUUCAGUACCAGAGUUUGAGUCUACAAAAUAGGAUUUUGAUUCCUAUGCAAUGUUCUACAAAUAGGAGUACUUCACUGUCAGUUUUGUCCUAUUAUUUUUGUUUGAAGUUUGGUUGAACAGUAUAACAUAAUCAGAAUUGAGAAAGUCCAUUAAACCACAUAUAAUUAAUUUGUUGCCAUGCACUACCUAUAAAGCAUAUUUAGAACUGUUAUUAUUCAGAAACACCAAAUAUUGUCAAAAAUGAGAAAAAUACAGUGAUAUAUUUGCCCAUAUGGCCCAGCCCUACCUCUUUUUGCAAAUGGAAAGUUCAUAUAAUUCUCUCUCGCUCUCUCUCUGCACCGGUAGUGAAAUGAGACAGGUUUCUGUACUUUUUCCCUUUGCAGAAGGGGGAGAGAGAAUCUAUAGCCUACAUGGGGAGGAGAAAAGGGGGAGGGAGAGGAGUAGUGGGAAAGAUGGAAGGGGAGAGAGGCAAGCAGGAAUGGAAGGAGGCAGAGAAUUGAUGGGGAGGUGGAAGGCUAGAGGAAUAGUAUGGCUGGGGGGGAAGAGGGAGGGAUAGAAAGGUGGGAGAAAUGUGUGUUCGGAUGUAAGGCUGGUUAUCAGCAGUAUAGGAGUGCCGCAUUUGUUUGGCUGAAAUGAUAACGUGAAGAGAAAGAAGGAUAUGUGUGUAUUGCAGUGUGUGUCUGUGAGUGGGUCUAAUGCGUGUUUGUUUGUUAGCCAGGGUUUCAGAUGAUGAAAUUGCCAGUUCUUGCGUUUUUAAGAUAUUCAGUGUUGCGAUAUCAAAUACUCUGAUUGAAUUCAUGCAUAUAAUUGCUGUGUGUCUGUAUGAAUGCUCCCUCUGUUUUGGAGCCCUGUAGCAGUUGAUAUUUCAUUAGAAUAAUAAGUGAACAGUCACACUGUCUGACUCACUCCCUAUGCCGUCGCUAGGGUUACCCCAAAUUACCUCUGACCUCUCACAACGGUCUGUUGCUAACAGUGACGACGAGAGGCGGGGGUGUGUGUGUGUGUGUGUGUUCCAAUUUCAUCAUGUUCCCCUGCUAGGCAAAGUGCUGGCACAGCAAUGUUCCACAGCUGGGGCUGCGAGGAACCUCCACACACCAUACACAUUCUACACACCGCACGUACACCUUGUACAAUCUUAUUUAACUGUGUCUCGCCCUCUAUAUAUUAACCUUGUUAUAAAUCUUUAUUUUUAAGUGAAAUAAGCUUUUCUUCUUCUCCUCAGAUCACCAGAAGCUGGAUCGAGAGGCUCGCAUCUGCCGUCUGCUCAAACACUCCAACAUAGGUUUGUUGUCUCUGUCUUUCUAUCUCUCUAUCUCUACACUCUUAGAAAGGUGCUAAAAGUAGAACCAUAUAGGAUUCUUCGGCUUGUUCCCCAUAGGAUAACCCUUUUUGGUGCUUGGUAGAACCCUUUGCAGAGUGUUCUACCCCUCUAUGAAGGGUUCUACAGAGGGUUUUCUUUCUUUUUACUAUUUUCUACAUUGUAUAUAAAAUAUAUUUUGAUUUGUUCAACACUUUUUUGAAUACUACAUGAUUCCAUAUGUGUUAUUUCAUAGUUUUGAUGUCUUCACUAUUAUUCUACAAUAAAGAAAAUAGUAAAAAUAAAGAGAACCCCUUGAAUGAGUAGGCGUGUCCAAACUUUUGACUGGUACUGUAUAUAAGGCCUUUCUUUGAGGGCCUAGUUAUACCCUAACACAGUGGUCUGAAGCUCCUGGUUUAUAGGCCACAUCAGGCCUGCAAGUCACGUCAUGCUGGCUUGCAAAGUGAUGUGUAAUUCCAAUUGGACUCCAGCCAAAGUAAGGAUAUCCAACAAUUGGAACUUUUAAACGUAGAGUCAGCGAUAUGAUGUAGAUCCACAAAGUAAACAGCAUAGUGGGUCAAUUUCAGCAACAACUAAGAGCGUUGGAGCGCUAUGCUAAACUUCUCCGCUUGCUCAGAUACUGUGUUUGACUGUGUGAGAGCGAAGUCUUGCAUCUCGCUCAUCGCAAUAACAUAAUUUCGACUACCUUAAUCACCUACAAUCUGCAUUGGAAUGACUGCCAAAGAGGGAAGAUUGAUUAUUGAGACUACCUAAAUCAUCUAAACUGGAACAACAGUCUCAGUAACAGGUUUAAUAAAUCCAACUACUAACAGAUUGGAUUAGAAAAAUCUAUGUUAUUGAUCUUUGUAACGCAUAAGAUUAAACAACCAAUCAAUGUACAUGCAAAAAAACGGAUAUUGAAACAAACGUUUCUGAAAAUCAACCUGCAAUAGAGCAUGCUGGGAAAUAUGAUAAUGAUGCGUGUGGUUUUGAGUGUUUUCCUCAAUUCAGAGUAGGGAUGUUAAUCGGUUAGCCGCCGAAAAUACAUUUGACCAGUCAUGCUUAUCAGUCUAUAGGUUCAUUUGCAUAAUUUUGUGGAAUUAAAUUGCCGCGUUUGUAUUUUUGUUAGUCAACAUGCAUCUUAUUUAACACACGAGCACAGCAUACAGAGCCUAGUUUGAGGAGCGGAAUAGCCUAUCACCUGUCAGACAGCGCGAGAGUAGCUUCUCAAAAGCCUGUAGGCUACUGGAGUGAAAGCUGCUUUUGUAAACCCAGUCAUGGCGCAACAUUGCAAUCGUGUGUUAACUUUGGUGGCCACGAUUUUAAAAGGAGCUAUUUUUAUUUCUCAAUCUCAACUCGUAAUUAAGGUGCCAUUUGGGUGCAUAGACUAUAACCUGCCUACUGUUGACUAUCAGCGUGUCACCCACCACUUUGCAAUGUGAGCUUGAGGCAGUAUAAUUGUUUGAAACCUCAACGUUUUAAUUUAUUUCAAAUAAUAAGGCAUGUCUUCAGAGUAGCCUUGCAAAAAUCCAUCCAUAGAAACGUGCAGGCAAUUAUUUUAUAAAGACUUCCUCAUGCCAUUAACCAGCAUUUCUCUCCUGUUCUAUUGGUUUUCAUAACUUUUUUUCGUUGUCCAGAAGCCAAAGGCACAAUCCUAGUUAUAUUAGCAACCAUCAUAGUUGUUGCUAUUAGAUUCCCAGUUUUUCUACGUUUCUAACAGAGAUUUAAAUCUCUGUCACAACUGCUCGCAUUAGAACAGUUUUUUCCUCUAAUUGCAUUUUGGUAAAUGUUUGAAAAUGCAGUUUUAUUAGCUGCUUCAUUACAGGAGUUGCAUGUUCAAUAAUAGGCUAUAGCCUUUUGACUAAGAUUGUUGCAUGUUUAUUAAGCACUUCAUGAAAAAUGUCCGGUACUUGCAUGCAUGCAUAGUAUCAGAGAGGAAGAGGCAAAGCGAGAGGUUUCAUUCUCGCCUAAAUCUGUCCAAAAUAAGCCCAAUGCGUUUUCUAUGGGCUUAUUUUGGGCCUAAGCUUGUCGCCUGCCUUGCCGCCUUGUGACGACUCCCAUUGUUAGUGCUGAAACAUAAGCAUCUCGUCAUUAUAUACAGAUCUCUGAUAGUAUUUUCUGUUGGUCAUGUCAUUAUACUGUUUGGAGAAAAAAAAAAAAUGGUUGACCGGUUAAUGAUGGUCAGUUAGUCGGCAGUAAAAUGUUACGAAAUUUGCAUCCCUAAUUUAGUAAACAUUUGUCACACUGAACUCUGGUUAUUUACACCAACACUGGGGUUCUUUAACACCACGGAGUCACCUGGGCGUUAAUUUUUCUCCUGAAUCAACACUAGAAACCGUUGGUAACACUGGCCAAUUUACUGUGUACCAUACAAUACAAUACACUGGGUCACUCAGACUCCCUUCUAUUCUCGUACUCUACGCUCAAUAAAAUCACAGAAAAUACUAAUUUGAAAAACAGACAUGGCAAAUAUAUAAACUAUGCCAUUACUGUCAAUGUAAAUUGAUUAACAGAAUACCAGAUAUAUGCCCAUAAUAUAGAUCCAGUUUAAAACAUUCUCACACCUAUCGUUUUAAACUUAUCAGAUUACUGAAACUCCUGAUAUUAAAGUUUAAACAGUGAGGUAAACACUAAUGCUUAGGCACUAUAAAAAAUUAUAUAUACAAUAAAAAAAAAAACUUUCAGAUUCAGAAGUUUUCUAUGUAGAAUCCUUCUUGCCUUUACAAGAAUCAUCAAAUAACCGUUUCUUUCAAAAACUGUCCUUAGGAUGAAAAAGGGUCUAGGUACACACUAAAAACAAAUGGUUAUAUAUAGUGCAAAAUAAGGGUUCUUUGGAUUGUGACCAUAGCGGAACCCUUUUUGGUGCUUUAUGGAACCUUUUUUUUGAAGGUUCUAUAAAGAACAUGCUCAUAAUGUUCUAAAUUGAACCUGUAUGGUGCUAUAAAGAACCAUUAAAUAAGGUUCUAUAUGGCAUCAAAGGGUUCUGCUAUGGUUAUAACCCUUACUUAGUCAAACGACCUCAAUUGACACAAGGCCAUACUUGAGUCUUUCACAAGACACCAUAACAUAGUCAUAUACAGUGCAUUCGGAAAGUAUUCAGACCCCUUCACUUUCCACAUUUUGUUAUGUUACAGCCUUAUUCUAAAAUGGAUACAAUUAUUAUUUUAUUCCUCAUCAAUCUACACACAAUACCCCAUAAUGACAGAGCGAAAACAGAAAUACCUUAUUUACAUAAGUAUUCAGACCCUUUGCUAUGAGACUCGAAAUUGAGCUCACGUGCAUCCUGUUUCCAUUGAUCAUCCUUGAUGUUUCUACAACUUGGAGUCCACCUGUGGUAAAUUCAAUUGAUUAGACAUGAUUUGGAAAGGCUCACACCUGUCUAUAAAAGGUCCCACAGUUGACAGUGCAUGUCAGAGCAAAAACCAAGCCAUGAGGUCGAAGGAAUUGUCCGUAGAGCUCAGAGCCAGGAUUGUGUCGAGGCACAGAUCUGGGGAAGGGUACCCAAAAAUAUCUGCAGCAUUGAAGGUCCCCAAGAACACAGUGGCCUCCAUCAUUCUUAAAUGGAAGAAGUUUGGGAACCACCAAGACUCUUCCUAGAGCUGGCUGCCCGGCCAAACUGAGCAAUCGGGGGAGAAGGGCGUUGCUCAGGCAGGUGACCAAGAACCUGAUGGUCACUCUGUCAGAGCUCUAGAGUUCCUCUGUGGAGAUGGAAGAACCUUCCAGAAGGACAACAAUCUCUGCAGCACUCUACCAAUCAGGCCUUUAUGGUAGAGUGGCCAGACGGAAGCCACUCCUCAGUAAAAGGCACAUGACAGCCCGCUUGGAGUUUGCCAAAGGGCACCUAAAGGACUCUCAGACCAUGAGAAACAAGAGUCUAAUGAAACCAAGAUUGAACUCUCUGGCCUGAAGGCCAAGCGUCACGUCUGGAGGAAACCAGGCAUCGCUCAUCACCUGGCCAAUACCAUCCCUACGGUGAAGCAUGGUGGUGGCAGCAUCAUGCUGUGGCGGAUGUUUUUCAGUGGCAGGGACUGGGAGACUAUCCAGGAUUGAGGGAAAGAUGAAGGGAGCAAAGUACAGAGAGAUCCUUGAUGAAAACCUGCUCCAGAGCGCUCAGGACCUCAGACUGGGGCGACGGUUCACCUUCCAACAGGACAACGACCCUAAGCACACAGCCAAGACAACGCAGGAGUGGCUUCUGGACAAGUCUCUGAAUGUUCUUGAGUGGCCCAGCCAGAGCCCGGACUUGGACGAUCGAACAUCUCUGGAGAGACCUGAAAAUAGCUGUGCAGCGACGCUCCCCAUCCAACCUGACAGAGCUUGAGAGGAUCUGCAGAGAAGAAUGGGAGACACUCCCCAAAUACAGCUGGGCCAAGCUUGUAGUGUCAUACCCAAGAAGACUCGAGGCUGUAAUCACUGCCAAAGGUGAUUCAACAAAGUACUGAGUAAAGGGUCUGAAUACUUAGGUAAAUGUGAUAUUUCAGUUUUGUAAUUUUUAAUACAUUUGUGUGUAGAUUGUUGAGGGGAAAAACAAACCAUUUUAAUCAAUUUUAGAAUAAGGCUGUAACAUAACAAAAUGUGGAAAAAUUGAAGGGGUCUGAAUACUUUCCGAUAGCACUGUAUGUAAUAGCAUAACACAACAGAUUAGUUAAACUGGAAUGAGACUCACUCACGGUUGCACAAAAGAGCUGUGCACAAACCACGUCCCAAAAAAUUCUACAUUUGAAUUAUCACUAAAAGAGGAUUGAACCCUUUUUUCAACUGCAAAUAACCAUUGAAGGGCUCAAACGGUUAUUUGGGUCAAAAUGGUUCCACCUAGAACCAAUCACCCUUCCCAAAGAAACGUAAUUUUUUGUGUGUUGAACCCUUUUCCUAAUGCAGAAAACACAUCGCACCGAUUUGACGGUCUGCCGUUCAUUCGCUUGCUGACGAUGCUGUGUGUUUUAGGGACCACCCACCGGUGGGCGACUGACAGCCGUAAUUUUCACCCGUGAGAGUCCCCCUUUUGCCGGGACUCUCAAUUUUGAACAUGUAUGAACACAGAAGUUAAUCAGGCAGCUGACUAAAUUACACAAUAUUUUACUUCUGGGUUAACAUAGAUUAGUAGAACCCUAUCCCUCUGCAAAUAACCCUUUUUUCAAACUAUAUCUGUCUGUCAUUGUGUGUAUGUCUCUCUGUCUGGAAGUCUGUGUCUCUGUAUUUGUGUGUGUACUGAUGUUAUUCAAAUUGAGAAUUAGGAAAAGUCAACUAUUUCAGGACAAAUAUUUUCCUGUUAAUCGGUUGUUAAAAAAAGAAAUGACCAGGAGGACAGAACAAAGGAGGGAGGUAGAGGAAGAGAAAAGAUGAGAGGUGAGGGGGAUGAGGCCAUACCAAUGAGUCAAUGACAACAUUGUGCUGUCUCCAUUUGCAUCCCUCUAUCAUCUCUCCCUUCUUUCGGCCUCUUUUUUCAGUGUCCCAGAUUGCUCUGCCCCUCAGGUAAUGGUCUCCCUCUUCUCACGCUCUCCCUCUUCUUUCUCUCCUUUUUAUACUCCUCUUUAUACUCCUCCUCUCAUUUUCUCUCUCUUCCUCUCCUCUCAUUUGGCCCGUGCUUCAUAUAAACUUUGGACAAAGAAAGCGGGACAGAUAGAGGGGGAGAACGAACGAGAGACUGAUGGAGAAGAAGAGAGAGGGAUUGAGAUAUGAUAUGAUAUUGCUGCAGGGCCGACCUGCUUCUUAUUGCACAGCAAAUGUACCUUUUACAUCACCUUUAACCUCCAACCCUAGAACCCUUAAACGAACCAUACAGUAGGUCCAAUUUAGAAUCACAAACUGAGCCCUAGCCACUAGCCUGUAAUAUUCCACAAUUCCCUUUCUCUCCCUCUUCUCCACCCUCUUUUCUUUCUUUCUCUAGUGAGACUACAUGACAGUAUCUCGGAGGAAGGCUUUCACUACCUUGUCUUUGACCUGUGAGUAUAACACACGCACACAUUUCAGGCUUGUGCAUUCACAUCCACGAAUGAGCUUUAUUAUGUAUGAUAACAAUCUUGUUCUCUGUCUGUCUCUGUCGGUCUCUCUCUCCGUCUGUCCUUCUCUCUCCCAGGGUGACGGGAGGAGAGUUGUUUGAAGACAUUGUUGCUAGGGAGUACUACAGUGAGGCUGAUGCCAGGUGGGCAAUCCCUAUUUACUGUUACCAUAGUUACUGUGCCGCACAGCGCAGGUCAAAACCGUGGGAGAGUGGCGUGAUUUCACGUGGCGCGCACACACACACAGUGAUUAUGGGUUUCCUUGUAUUCAUGUCUGCUGCAUUGUCAUGUCCUGUUAUCCCUCUUCAUAACCCUUUCUCUUCUCCCCCUCUCUCAUCUCUCCCUCUUUCUGUUUCCUUCCUAUCUCUCUGCUCCCUCUUUCUCUCACUUCUCUCUCUUCUCACUCAAUCUUGCUGUUAGGUGAUACUCUGUGUUGCAUUAGAAGUGUUCAUGUCCUAAUUGGAUUAGUGCUGACCAGGGCUUUAGUCUCACACACACACACACACACACACACACUACAAGCCACAUGGGGUCAGCCACACCCCUUUCCCAAGACUGAUUUUGACCUUUCACCUCUGAGCCUCACAACCAGCAGACAACGUCUUAACAACAGUAUCUUUACUAGCUGGCUUAUCCACGUGGGGUACUUGGGAAGUCUCAAAAGAACAUAGACCUAAUUGGUCAAAUUCUUAUGAGGGGGUACUUCAGGGGUUCUCCUGGCAUAGCAGAAUGUGAUAAGAGUACAGUAACAAAAAUAAAGUUAAAAGCCACUAUUGUAGUAAAUGUAACUACUUUGAGUCUCUUUCUUUGUCAGACCUGUUGAGCUUUCAUUACAAACCAUACAUGUGUUUAAUGAUGAAAGGAUGACUGAUAUCUCCUUUUUUCACGCUCAACCCCAUUUUCUCCCUUUCCUCUCCAGUCAGUGUAUCAACCAGAUCUUGGAGAGUGUCCAACAUAUCCACCAGCAUGACAUCGUCCACAGGGACCUGAAG